Molecule: messenger RNA, 987 nt
Organism: Daldinia caldariorum
Lineage: Eukaryota; Fungi; Ascomycota; Sordariomycetes; Xylariales; Hypoxylaceae
Product: ribosomal protein L6e-domain-containing protein
Exons: 3
Coding region: 138-740 (200 amino acids)
Biological process (GO): ribosomal large subunit assembly; cytoplasmic translation
Cellular component (GO): ribosome; cytosolic large ribosomal subunit
Molecular function (GO): RNA binding; structural constituent of ribosome
Source: RefSeq, a predicted model, not a curated record
CGCCUAAGCCCACAACUGAAUUGAUCUUUUUGCGCAAAGUGGAAUUUCUGACCUCGCUAUCAUUCAACCACAUCCGAGGAACCUUGACAAUUUCCCCCUUCAAUCCCACACAACACCCUCCCCCGACAGCCUUCACGAUGUCGCAGCCGAGCACACAGAAGACGUUCGGGAAGUCGACCCGGGAGGUCCCUCACCCUUCCCAGAAGGCCCAGAAGUGGUAUCCCGUCGACGAUGAUUCCCAGCCCAAGAAGGUCCGCAAGGCCCUCCGCCCCUGGACUCCGCGAAAGUCGCUACAGCCCGGCACCGUGCUCAUCCUCCUGGCCGGUCGCUUCCGAGGCAAGCGAGUCGUGCUCCUGAAGACCCUCCAAGACGGCGUCCUCCUCGUCACCGGCCCCUUCAAGAUCAACGGCGUCCCCCUGCGACGAGUUAACGCGCGAUACGUCAUCGCCACCUCCUCCAAGGUCGACCUCGCCGGCAUAGAUCAGGCCAAGGUCGACGAGGUCGCCCAGGCCUCCUACUUCACCCGCGACAAGGCCAAGGACAAGGCCACCGAGGAGGCCUUCUUCAAGCAGGGCGAGAAGCCACAGAAGAAGGAAAUCAGCAGCUCCCGAGCAGCGGACCAGAAGGCCAUCGACAAGGCCCUGAUCGCCAACAUCAAGAAGGUAGACCUGCUCGCUAGCUACCUUGCCAGCUCCUUCAGCCUCCGAAAGGGCGACAAGCCCCACGAGAUGAAGUGGUAGACUUGGCGCUAGAGAGUGUGUGAGAGAGAGGGGGUGUUCUAGGAGGAAAUGCUGCUUUUCGAGAGAGAGAAAAAUCAACAUUCAACUUUACAUGACUUUGCGGACGGCGGAUCGCGGAACUGGGCUGGCUUUGCCAAUUGCAUCUGGACGUUGAGGCAUCGGUCACAUUGAUUCUGGCGUCUGUAAUCGAGGUUCUAGUCAAUAAAAGACUAUCAAGGCAAAAAAGACAAAAAAUUUAAAAUCGCGU